Messenger RNA from Pseudoliparis swirei, 1734 nucleotides. RefSeq names its product coiled-coil domain containing 33 (gene ccdc33). The transcript is spliced from 11 exons. Bases 119 to 1387 code for a protein of 422 amino acids. Gene Ontology annotation, cellular component: peroxisome. NCBI's taxonomy places the organism in Eukaryota, Metazoa, Chordata, Actinopteri, Perciformes, Liparidae. The record is from RefSeq and is a predicted model, not a curated record.
CACACGGCUCCUCCAGGAGGGUUCAUUGUUCUGACUUGAUGACAGAGCUUCAACUUGUACACCCACCAUCAGUUGCUCCUCCGCUCUUCUGAGAAGAACUCUGCUGGAUUUCUGUUGGAUGAAGGCCUCGAAGAGGACAAUACCCGCUGGCAACCGUGCGGCUAUAAAGGUUGGAUACGACCUCCCAUCCCAUGAUGCCCUGGCAAAGAUCCUACCAAAUAGCCGCUAUCCUUUCAAGGGAGCGAAGGCUGAGCUGCCCAGAGACCAGGAGAAACCAGCUGAGAGGCCCGAGGCGUCACAGGCCAAUAAACCCGACAUAAACCACACUUAUCAAGUACAUCAGUCACAUAAACGACCACCUCUUCAUGACUUUGAGGAUGAUCCCAACAUGGCAGAGAUCACAGACCUCCAAACGAAGGAGAUGGAAAACUAUCGUUCAGCCAUGAGUAAAAUGGCUGAAGACAUCAUUGCACUGAGGACCCGGGUGGUGACGUUGGAGGCAGAAAACAGUCGGCUCCACACUGAUCUGUCUCUGCAGCAGGACCACGGCCCACAUCUGCUGGAGGACGCAGACAUUGACGUCAUGACCAAGGCUGAGAUUGUUGACCGUUUCGUCUCUCUGAAAUUCAAGCUAGCCAGUGAGACCAGUAAGGCUGCCUCUCAAAGGGACAGGAUCCAGCAGCUGCAGAAUGACUUGAUCAAGAAGAACGACAGUGAGAAGCAGCUAAUGCAACUGCAGAGAGUUCACCAGCUGCAAGCGGAGAAUCUGCAGCGCCACCAGAGUCACCGGGCAGAGAUGACGACGUUGGAGGUCACAGUGAAGCAGCAGGAAAAGGUGAACUGCAAUGUGUCCCCUCUGCUCCGACUCGUACACCCAUCUCCAUCACAACGGGGAACGCUUCUUUCUUUCAAUAACAGCUUGAAAUGUUCCGAUUACCUCCCGUGGACUUUCAUCCCCUUUUUUCAGGUCAUUGAGAAGAUGGAGAAAGCAUUAGAUGGCAAACUCCGAGAGAAGAACAAACAGCGUGUCGUUAAAACGCUGGUGGGGAAAAAGCAAAGAGGGGACACCGGCCUCCCAAAGGAAGAGAGCGAGUUGUCCCCGGCAGCAGAAAACAGUCGUCUCCGAGGAGAGCCGGACAGGAUGCGGCGGCAGCAGGCAGCACAGACCAAAGAAUCCCUGCCAGUCGAGGAGAAGCUGAGCUUACUCAAUAAACUGGAGACGGCCGAGGCGAGAGUCCAAACGCUGGAGGCUCAGCUGGAGGAGAACUGUGAGCUAUGGGGCCGACAGAAACAGGGAAUGCUGACCCAGCUGAGUGAGCACAGGCACGGCUUUGUCCGGACAUCCACCACAAUCCUGCAUCAUGUUCCUUCGAGGGCUGUAUCAUGAUCGUUGUAUCGGCAAAGCAGACGGAAGCAGCGGAAGUCAAAUGGUCGAUAAAUCAUCUCAACUUACAAACACACAAACAGUUUUCCUUCAAUUAAUGUUCCAAAAAAGAUAUUUUCUAAAUUAAUAUACGUUUAUAUUGUUGUAAAAUAUGUCAUAAAAUGAUAUAUUACAAUACAUAUUUUAAAUCAGUUGUAUUAUUUUAUUCAUCACAGUUUAGAGUUUAUAUUUUGUCAUUACACACUUGGGGGAAAAAGCACAGGUUUUUUAUUAUAUUGAACACACACUGCACAUUUUCAUCCUUGUUCAAAUGACUCUCCAAAUAAGAAACAAUAUAUAUAUAAUUACUA